Messenger RNA from Drosophila subpulchrella, 2220 nucleotides. RefSeq names its product glycosylphosphatidylinositol anchor attachment 1 protein (gene GAA1). Lineage: Eukaryota; Metazoa; Arthropoda; Insecta; Diptera; Drosophilidae. The transcript has 3 exons. Gene Ontology annotation, cellular component: membrane; GPI-anchor transamidase complex. The coding region runs from base 1 to 2025 and encodes 674 amino acids. The record is from RefSeq and is a predicted model, not a curated record. Gene Ontology annotation, biological process: attachment of GPI anchor to protein.
AUGGGCCUGCUGUCCGAUCCGUCGAUAUCCACGCAGAGCAAGCUGGUGGACGGACUGGCGCGUCAUGUCCGCAAAGUGUGCUACACCCUUUAUGUGGCGGGUGUGGUCUGGUUCUUCUGUUUGGCGAUGCCGGAGUUCAACCACGGGACGUAUCUCUCCGAGAAUGCCCUGUCCCCAGGCCUAGUUUAUCCGGAGAUCCGAGUCGAUGCCAAUCGCCUGGCCAUUCAGCUGCUGGAGGAGCUGCAGCGCGAGCGCACGGAUCACCUGUCCACCACGCCGCACGCCUGGAUUGCGGCCAAGAUGAACGAGUUCGGCCUGGAGACGCAUACCCACAACUACACGCUGCGCUAUCCCUUUGGCGGCGGCAAGGAGUAUCACGGCAAGAAUAUCUAUGGCAUACUAAGGGCGCCGAGGAUUGCCUCCACGGAGGGUAUCGUUUUCGCCGCACCCUACCGCGCCGCCAGCUCCGUGCACGCGGACAUCUCGGCCAGCGUGCCGCUCCUGCUGGCAUUCGCCGAUUUCGCCCGGCGCAAAAACUACUGGGCCAAGGAUCUGAUCUUUUUGGUCACCGAACAGGAGCAGCUGGGCAUGCAGGCCUGGCUGGAGGCCUAUCACGAUGGCGAUCGGGAUGUGGAUGUGAGCAAGGCCUAUCUGCGUCCCGGCAAUUUGCCCGCUCGCGCUGGCUCGCUACAGGCUGCCCUGAAUAUUGAGGUCCAAGAUCUGGAGAUCGAUCAUGUGGAUGUGCGCAUUGAGGGUCUGAAUGGCAAGUUGCCCAAUCUGGAUAUGUUCAAUCUCGUCCAGAGGAUUAUGGCCCGCGAGGGCAUCGCCUCUGGCUACAAGCAAGCGCCGCGCAAAAAGCGUCGCCAUAGUCAGUCCGCCUUCGAGCAGAAUCUUCGCCAGAUGCUGACCAUGCUGGCCAGCCAGUCGUCAGGUGUGCCCAAUGGAAAUCACGGGCUGUUCCAUCGCUAUCGUAUUGAUUCCCUGACCAUAGCUGCCAAUCGAAGGGCCACCCAUGCCACGCUGAAGGGCAAUCCCGGAUCGGCGGCGGUGCCCUUGCUGAAAGCCGUUGAGGGAAUAGCCCGGAGUCUGAAUAAUCUGCUGGAGCGUUUCCAUCAGAGCUUCUUCUUCUACGUGCUCGUGAACAAUGAUCGUUACAUAUCCAUCGGGGACUAUAUGCCCGCUUUGGUGGCGCUGGUGGCCUGCGCCUUUGUCAAGGCUUAUCUUACGUGGUCCAGGCUGCCGGUGACCAAUGCUGAACUGGAAGCGGUGGCUGGUUUUGUCGGGGAGCAGGAGCAGGAUCAGCAGGCGGAACUGGAGGUGGACUCCGAAUUGGAUAAAUUCGAGCUGCCGUAUGGCUCGGUGUUGAUCUACCUCACCGCCACCCUGUUGAUUGGUUUCCUAUGCAAUGUGCUGCCCCUGCAGCAGUAUUUCCUGGAGAUUCCCAUGGGCGCCGCACCGCUGACCACCUCGGUGCUGAGUUUCCUGUCCCUAAUCGGUUUCAUUCUGCCCUUUGUGGUGGUUUUGCCGCCCGGCGGUUUGGAGCUGCUGCACGUUGCCUUCCUGCUGAUCUAUGGCUGCGCUUUGAUCGUCAUCGGACUGCUCAACUUUGCCCUUGGAUUCUUUGCGGCGGUGCUGACAGUGCCGCUGGUCAUCUCGCUGGAGACCAAGGAGGAGAACACGCGCAGCACGCUGAGGAACUCGAUCCGCCUGGCCACGCUGAUCAUGAAUCCCAUGAUGAUUAUCUACGUGAUCGUGCUGGCCAUGACAUUCUACCAGUUCCCGGAGCUACCGCUCCAGAAGAUCAUGCUAAGGGCGGCCACCGCGGCCAUGGAUGCCUCGGCCUACGGGCUCAUCGAUUCCGUGAUCUAUGGCAACUGGCUGUACUUUGUCAUCUGCACGAUAUUCCUGCCCCUGUGGAUCAUCUGCUGGACCUUGGCGCUGUCCAAGCGACGAGACUACGCCGAUUACCUGGACUUUGAUGAGUCGCCAUCCACGUCGCCGCAGCCAAAGGAGAAAACGAAUUGAGGAGCAGAACUGCCCGGAUUUCCGUUCUAAUGUAACUCAUUGAAUGUCUACAUAUAUCAACUAAGAUAAAUUGUGUGAUAAACCCAACAAAUGUGUGCGAUGGCGGUAAGAGAUUGCACAUUCUGAGAAAAUUCCAUUUAAAUGUUAUGCAUUUGAUUAAAUGUCUAAAUAAAUGAAGCCUAUUUAUUACUUCGA